Messenger RNA from Diaporthe citri, 1782 nucleotides. RefSeq lists its product as uncharacterized. Bases 1 to 1782 code for a protein of 593 amino acids. The record is from RefSeq and is a predicted model, not a curated record. Gene Ontology annotation, molecular function: NADP binding; flavin adenine dinucleotide binding; N,N-dimethylaniline monooxygenase activity. Lineage: Eukaryota; Fungi; Ascomycota; Sordariomycetes; Diaporthales; Diaporthaceae. The transcript is spliced from 3 exons.
AUGGCUAUAACCAAGUGGGAGCGUACCCCUCGGGUCUCUGUUGACGAACUGCCGAAAGCCACCCUCCCAGAGCAACAUAUACCAAAAGGGGCCGACGCUGACGCUGCAGUCCGGUCGUGCGUUGCAAAGCUGCAGGAUCUCACAGCCGAGGACCUCCGCGCCAACAGCCACUGGCGUGACCUAUUUGCUCUCACCAACAAUUUCAGGACUUUCAGUCGGUCUGAACAUAUCGUACCUGCCUGGAAAGAAGUCAGCACCGCUCACCAGCCCUCGGAUUUCAAGUACGUAGAGGGCAGCGCUCGCCUGGCUCCUCCCGGGCCCGCAGCACUCUUCAUUGCCGGACGUUUCACGUUCAAGAUCGGUGGCGCCCUGACUGGAGUUGGAUCCGGUGCGAUUGGUGUUGUCGCCGACGGGGACGGCUGGAAGAUCUGGUUCUUCAACACCGUCCUCGAGGAGGUAGAUGCGUUCGGCAACCCGGAUCGGGUCCCCAAGGCCGCGCCGAGCGACGGUGUCGCCAACGGGACGAGCGACACACCAGUCGAUGUCGUUGUCAUCGGGGCCGGCCAGAGCGGCCUGGGCGUGCUGGGCCGCCUGAAAGCACUUGGUGUCAAGGCAGUGGCUCUUGAGAGGAACGACACCAUCGGCGGGAACUGGACCGGGCGGUACGACAACCUGAAACUGCACACUGGCAAGUACUACGCCACCCUGCCUGGUGACAAGACAUUCCACGACGAUGACUUGCCUUACCUGCUUGGGAGCAAGGACCUGGCCCAGGGGUUCCAGAGGUAUGCGAGCGACUUCGGCUUGGACGUCCGAACCUCUACGACUGUGGAGUCGGCCCAGUGGGACGACGCCUCGAAGGUCUGGACUGUGCACGCAAAGCAGCAUGGCAGGGGCUGGUCGAUCCAGGGCCGUCACCUCGUAUUUGCGAUAGGCGCGGUUGGUCAGUUCCCUAAGGUGCCAGAGAUUCCAAAUCGGGAUGCUUUCAAGGGGACAGCCAUACACUCAGUGCAAUACAAGUAUCCUGCAGCGUGGAAAGGAAAGAAAGGUGUUGUGAUAGGCACCGCUAACACUGCUCACGACGUGGCAGAGGACAUGGUUGAGGCCGAAUUGUCUUCAGUGACGUUGGUCCAGCGCAGCCCUACUGCCAUUCUGCCAUACAACUAUUUCAAUGCACUACACCAGCCACGCUACAACAAAGACUCAGACAUAGAAGUAUCGGAUCGCGCAGAAUGGGGCCUGCCCUUCCCAGUGCUCGGGCUCAUGUCUGCGGCGAUCUUCAACAACCUGUACUCCAGGGACCCUGAGCCAUUCGAAAGCCUCCGAAAAGUGGGAUUUGAGGCCGAGCUUCCUCAACUCCUAAAGAUCCACGAGCGCGCAGGAGGGCAUUACCUCGACGUCGGCUGCUCAAAGAAGAUCAUUGACGGCAAGAUCAAUGCGAAGAAGGGAGACAUCGAGAGCUUUAUCCCGACCGGUCUCAAGUUUACUGAUGGGAGCACGCUCGAUGCGGACCUGAUCAUCUUCGCUACUGGCUUCAACAUUAACAUCCGAGAGGAGAUGGAGAAGAUUGUGGGUCCCGAAGUUGGUAACCUACUCGAAGACAAUAACGGAUGGGACAAAGAGGCCGAGGUCCGCGGUGGUUGGAAGCGCCAUGGGCACCCAGCAAUCUGGCACACGUCCGGAGACUUGGGGAUGUCCAGACUGUUCUCUAGAUUCCUGGCAUUCCAAAUCAAAGCGGAUCUCGAGGGAGCGCCGUUUGAACCAUACAACGAGACCCCAUAA